CCUGAUGUUACUUUUUUUGUGGUGUUUUGGCCUUUUUAUGUCACGUGUAGGUAUUUCCUCAAAUGUCUUGUGGUCUUUGUCUCUCUUCUUAUAUUUAAGAAUGAGGAGAUAUCAUAGCGCUGACAGUCAGCUCUUGUGAAUAGGUGAGCCUGUUGAUGGCAGGGCUUCGCUCUAAUGUAACUAUGUAGGAUAGAGCUACUCCCUUGGGAGGUCCUCAAAUAUCAGUAUGUUUAAGUUUUUAUCUGUGUCUUUCAUAUCCUCCAGGUUAAAAUUCUGUAAUAUCUUCUGUGAGACAGAGAGUUAGGGAGGGGAUCGGGCAUAUGCCUUGUGUCCUACAAUUGGUGAGUAUUGUUUGUAUCACCUUGCAGGAUAUGUUUUUGCUUAAUGUUUCUAUUUUUACUUUCACACCUCAUACUUGCACUCAGCUCUGCCUAAGGUCUCUAAAACUAGACAUAGUCCCAUUUAAUUUCUCAAUUGAAUAAAUUUUCCAUUUUCUGGCCCCAAGUUUUUUUUUUCCUAUGUAGGAUAAUAGAAUCUGAGAAUUCAACUUUCCUAUAUAUGUACAGUCAACUCACAACUUACGUUUAGUUCUCAACUGACUUCAGUCAUCUUAUACACUUGAUUCCUAAAAAUCUUGUAUCUAAAUGGGGUAAUGUGGGACAAAUUCACUACUUUAUUGUGAAUAUCUCCAAUGCAAGAACUUUACUUUAGACAUUUCUUAGAACUUCUAAGUCGGCUGCCCUUCCAUCUGCUUAUUGUUAUCAAAUAUAUGUGUUCACUUGCACAUUCUUAGUCUUUGUGAAUUUAUGCCAUUUUUAUUUUUAUCAUUGUAGAGGGUAUUUUAAAAGAAUGGAGAAUAGCUGCGUGUAGUCAAUCCACUUAUUUUUAAAUUUCUACCCUUUUGUAGUGAUUCAUUUUCAACCAUGUAGCUAACUUACAUUUUUUAAGAAUGUAAUUUGUACUUAAUAUGUUCAAAAUGCAAACUUGUUAAAUCUCUCUUCCAUCCAUUCUUGAGAGCACUUUUGAGACCUUCUAUGGUGCACAUUAUUGCUGAGCUCCUAGCAUCUAUUCCAAAGAAUCUCUCUCAUUAUGUAGCAACCAUGCCUUUUAGCUAGUAGGAGGCCGUCAGAGACAGAAUUAAAUCAAAGGAAAGGCCAAAGAUGGGUCUUCAGAUUCUGAGACUAAAAUCUCCACCUAUAAUUCUAUACCUCUUGAAACAAGAUUGCUUCAGUAGCAGGUAUAUGAUCUUAGUUGGUCUAAUCAGAGUAAAACUAAGUAUUUGUUCUAUGAUUUGUAAAGAAAAUCUCACUCUGGGCUGAAAGAAAAAGCAGAGCAUCAUAGUUGUAGCCAGAAUAAAUCUUGGGAACUUAAAGGAAACCAAUUUUAGGAAUAAUCCUGCUUCAAAUAAAACUAACAUGUCUGUGUUUGUGUACUUAUUAUUUUUUUGUAAAUUAUGAGGAACUAGAACUAAAUUAUAGAUUUACAUAAUGUGUUCCACUCCAAUGGCUUUUAUUUAAUUUCUUCCAGUUCACAAGUCAUUGAUAUCAAAGAAAUCUAAUGAAAUGUCUUCUUGUGCUACAACUAUCUAUAUAUGUCCCAUCUCAUGAUUAAGCCAGUUUCAUAUCUUCUGAGGGGACUUCUGAAAUGACUCAUGUACACUUUCCCUUUCCCUUACCACCUAAAGAAAGCCAGGUAGUGAUGGGCUUUUGCUCAGUUUAACAGUCAUUUAUACUCUCCUUAUUUCAGGCUUUCAAUCCUCUCAGAAAGAUUACAAGCUCUUGGAGGCCAGGAAUUUAUUUUAUCUUGUAUUUCUGUAUUCAUCACAAACUGAGCACUUUUCAUGUUGGGAGAGUGGGGAGGGACACUUUAAUGCGUUAAAACAAAUACUAACAGCAUCAAAAACCACAAAGACUAUAAAUCAAUUCUUAUGGAAGAUAGAAUAUAUUUGCAAUCACGUAAACACGAUGAGUACAACAUUUGUUUCUAGGGGACCAAUCUGUGAAUGGUAUUUAGGUAGCUUUCAUCAAACUGAAAAUCUGUGGAGACGCAUGGUGGCGCUGCAGGAUAAUAUCGUGGGGAGAAAAACUACGCUGAUGACACUGUUACCCACUGCACACAGAGCACUGGGGAGAAAAAAAACAACAACAAGCCUUAAGGAGGCGAACUAGAAGCUAAUAAAAGAAGGUUAAAAUCCUUAGACCUUCCUAAGAUUCGGUGGACACAGCAGAGGCACAUUUCCCAGAACUGCGAAGUGGAGCUGAAGCGAUUCCGCAGGAAGCCUUGGGGAAAGGAGCUAUGGAGACCGGAGGAACCGGCGCCCUGCGGAUCAGGCAAGUCCUGCUGUUCUUUGUUUUUCUGGAAAUGUCUCGGGCGGACUCUGAGCCUGGGCGCUUUUCGGUGGAAGAGGAAAUGAAGAGCGGGAGCUUUGUAGGCAAUUUGGCAAAGGAUCUAGGACUGGAUGUGGGUGAGCUGUUCUCAAGGGGGGCUCGGGUGGUCUCUAAUGAUAACAAACACCAUUUGCAGCUGGACUUAAACACCGGGGAUUUCCUCUUAAGCGAAGCGCUGGACCGGGAGGAGCUCUGUGGCUCCAUCGAGCCCUGUGUUCUGCACUUCCAGGUAUUAAUGAAAAACCCUUUGCAGUUUUUACAGAUUGAGCUCCAGGUCAGGGAUAUAAAUGACCACUCCCCUGUCUUCUUAGAAAAAGAAAUGCUCCUAGAGAUCCCAGAGAAUAGUCCCGUGGGCGCUGUGUUCUUACUGGAAGGUGCAAAGGAUUUGGAUGUAGGAAUCAAUGCUCUAGACAGCUACACAAUAAGCGCCAACUCUCAUUUCCACGUUAAAAUGAGAGUCAAUCCAGACAAUAGGAAAUACCCAGAGUUGGUUCUGGACAAGGCGCUGGAUUAUGAAGAGCAGGCAGAGCUCAGCUUCAUCCUCACUGCUCUGGACGGUGGGUCUCCGCCCAGGUCUGGGACGGCCUUGGUUCGGGUGGUGGUCUUGGACGCUAAUGACAACUCCCCGGAGUUUGAGCAGCCCUUUUAUGAGGUGAAGAUUCCGGAAAAUAGCUUACUAGGCUCACUGGUUGUCACCGUCUCCGCUUGGGAUUUAGACUCUGGAAAAAAUGGGGAGAUAUCAUAUACUUUUUCCCAUGCCUCAGAAGAUGUUCACAAAACAUUUGAAAUUAAUCAAAAGUCUGGAGAAGUUAGUUUGAUGGCAUCGUUGGAUUUUGAAACAAUUGAAUCAUAUUCAAUAAUAAUACAAGCCACAGACGGGGGAGGGCUUUUUGGAAAAUCGACAGUCAGAAUUCAGGUGAUGGAUAUAAAUGACAAUGCCCCCGAAGUCACCGUGUCAUCAAUUACUAGCCCAAUUCCAGAAAACUCGUCUGAGACCGUGGUUCUGGUUUUUAGUAUCCUAGACAGAGAUUCUGGGGACAAUGGGAGGAUGCUCUGUUCUAUCCCAGAAGACCUUCCAUUCAUACUAAAAUCUUCAGUAAAGAAUUACUACACCUUGGAAACGGAGGGAGCACUGGACAGAGAAAGCAGGGCCCAGUACAACGUCACCAUCACCGUCACCGACAUGGGGACCCCCAGGCUGGAAACCCAGCACAACAUCACCCUGCUGGUCUCCGACGUCAAUGACAACGCCCCCGCCUUCACCCAAACCGCCUACACCCUGUUCCUCCGCGAGAACAACAGCCCCGCCCUGCACAUCGGCAGCGUCAGCGCCACAGACAGGGACGCGGGCGCCAACGCCCAGCUCACCUACUCGCUGCUGCCGCCCCACGACCCGCGGCUGCCCCUGGCCUCGCUCGUGUCCAUCAACGCGGACAACGGCCACCUGUUCGCCCUGAGGGCGCUGGACUUCGAGGCGCUGCAGGCGUUCGAGUUCCGCGUGGGCGCCACGGACCGCGGGUCGCCCGCGCUGAGCAGCCAGGCGCUGGUGCGCGUGCAGGUGCUGGACGCCAACGACAACGCGCCCUUCGUGCUGUACCCGCUGCAGAACGGCUCUGCGCCCUGCACCGAGCUGGUGCCCAGGGCGGCCGAGCCGGGCUACCUGGUGAGCAAGGUGGUGGCGGUGGACGCAGACUCGGGCCAGAACGCCUGGCUGUCGUUCCAGCUGCUCAAGGCCACGGAGCCCGGGCUGUUCGGCGUGUGGGCGCACAAUGGCGAGGUGCGCACGGCGCGGCUGCUGAGCGAGCGCGACGCGGCCAAGCACAGGCUGCUGGUGCUGGUCAAGGACAAUGGCGAGCCCGCGCUGUCGGCCAGCGUCACGCUGCACGUGCUGCUGGUGGAUGGCUUCUCGCAGCCCUACCUGCCGCUGCCCGAAGCGGCGGCCGACCAGGCGCAGGCCGACCCGCUGACCGUGUACCUGGUCAUCGCGCUGGCGUCGGUGUCGUCGCUGUUCCUGUUCUCGGUGCUGGCGUUCAUCGCGGUGCGGCUGUGCAGGCGCAGCAGGGCCGCCUGGGUGGGUGGCUGUUCGGUGCCUGAGGGCCCCUUUCCGGGCCACCUGGUGGACAUCAGCGGUACUGGGACCCUGUCCCAGAGCUACCAGUAUGAGGUGUGUCUGACUGGAGGUACUGGGACAGAUGAGUUUAAAUUUCUGAAGCCGAUUAUCCCUAACUUCCAGACCCAGGGCCCCGGGAAAGAAAUAGAGGAAAAUCCUACCUUCCACAAAAGCUUUGGGUUCAAUAUUAAGUGACCAUAAUUACCUUUUAUACCCCAUACGUAUUUUUAUUUUGUGCCACUUCCAUAUCAGUUUUCUUUCCCAAUACGUGGGUAUUUUCAAUAUGACUUAAAAUUGAUUUUAGAGAGAGAGGAAGGGAGAGUGAGAAAAACAUUGAUAGGCUGACUCUUGCACGGCCCCCUACUGAGAUUGAGCGGCCACUUGGAGAUGUGCCCACACUGGGAAUCUAGCAGGUGAUUGCUCAGUGCUUGGGAAGAUACUCAAUCUACUGAACCUCACCGCCCAGGAUUCAAUAUGUGGGUUUUUAAAAUUGCACUGAGGUUAGUUUUAUAUUUUUGCAUGUUCUACCCACCUUUACUUUUAAGUGAAUGUUUAUCAUUAUUUGGGGUUGUAAUAAGGUGGUGGUUUAUUCUCUGACCCAGGAGGUCUUCAUUUGUAAUUAAUUUGCCUCCUUAAAUAACAAUACCAGAUCACUGUUUGUCCCUGACCCUCUCUGCAAUUGAACUUUCACCCACAAUUAGGCUCACGGUAAAAUAAUGCAGACCACUUUCAAAGUAUCUUUUUUUAUUAAUUAAAUCUUUAUUGUUCAGAUGAUUACAUUUGUUCCUCUUUUUUCCCCGCAUAACUCCCCUUCACCCAGUUCCCACCCCACCCUCCUCCCUCACUCCCCACCCACUGUCCUCAUCCAUAGGUGCACGAUUUUUGUCCAGUCUCUUCCCCCAUCCCACCACACCCCUUUCCCCCCAAGAAUAGCCAGUCCAUUCUCUUUCUAUGCCCCUGAUUCUAUUAUAAUCACCAGUUCAUUCUGUUCAUCAGAUUAUUCACUUGAUUUUCAGAUUCACUUGUUGAUAGAUGUGUAUUUGUUGUUCAUAAUUUGUAUCUUUACCUUUUUCUUCUUCUUCCUCUUCUUAAAGGAUACCUUUCAGCAUUUCAUAUAAUACUGGUUUGGUGGUGAUGAACUCCUUUAGCUUUUUCUUAUCUGUGAAGCUCUUUAUCUGACCUUCAAUUCUGAAUGAUAGCUUUGCUGGAUAAAGUAAUCUUGGUUGUAGGUUCUUGGCAUUCAUCACUUUGAAUAUUUCUUGCCACUCCCUUCUGGCCUGCAAAGUUUCUGUUGAGAAAUCAGCUGACAGUCCUAUGGGUACUCCCUUGUAGGUAACUGAGUUUCUUUCUCUUGCUGCUUUUAAGAUUCUCUCUUUGUCUUUUGCUCUUGGCAUUUUAAUUAUGAUGUGUCUUGGUGUGGUCCUCUUUGGAUUCCUUUUGUUUGGGGUUCUCUGGGCUUCCUGGACUUGUAAGUCUAUUUCUUUCACCAGGUAGGGGAAGUUUUCUGUCAUUAUUUCUUCAAAUAGGUUUUCAAUAUCUUUCUCUCUUCUUCUGGCACCCCUAUAAUUCAGAUGUUGGUACGCUUGAAGCCGUCCCAGAGGCUCCUUACACUAUCUUCGUAUUUUUGGAUUCUUUUUUCAUUUUGCUUUUCUGGUUGGGUGUUUUUUGCUUCUUUGUAUUUUAAAUUGUUGACUUGAUUCUUGCAAUCCUCCGGUCUGCUGUUGGGAGUCUGUAUAAUAUUCUUUAUUUCAGUCAGUGUAUGCUUAAUUUCUAGUUGGUCCUUUAUCACAACCUCGAGUGUCUCAUUAGAUUUCUUGUAGAUCUCAUUAAGUUCAUCGGCAGUUUCUAGAAAAUUCUUGAAAAACCUU
Molecule: messenger RNA, 6365 nt
Organism: Myotis daubentonii (Daubenton's bat)
Lineage: Eukaryota; Metazoa; Chordata; Mammalia; Chiroptera; Vespertilionidae
Product: protocadherin beta-12
Biological process (GO): homophilic cell-cell adhesion
Cellular component (GO): plasma membrane
Molecular function (GO): calcium ion binding
Source: RefSeq, a predicted model, not a curated record